Molecule: messenger RNA, 2224 nt
Organism: Rhododendron vialii
Lineage: Eukaryota; Viridiplantae; Streptophyta; Magnoliopsida; Ericales; Ericaceae
Product: shaggy-related protein kinase theta-like
Exons: 13
Coding region: 245-1618 (457 amino acids)
Biological process (GO): signal transduction; protein phosphorylation
Cellular component (GO): cytoplasm
Molecular function (GO): protein serine/threonine kinase activity; ATP binding
Source: RefSeq, a predicted model, not a curated record
AUUGAAUAGGCAAACUGGAAAAGCACAAAACGACAUUUUAGAGAGAGAAAAAUAAGGGGAGCUGGUGGGGGCGUGGUGGAUUGUUGUCUUUUUCGCAAAUUCCUCUUUUGAACACAGGAACGAGAGAGAGAGAGAGAGAGAUUGGAGCCAUAGCUUUCUCUCUCUCUUCUCGAAAACGCUUCAUUUUGUUAGAGAGAGAGAGAGAGAGAGAGAGAGAGAUUAGGGCUUUGUUUGUGCAAGCAGAAUGAAUGUCAUGCGUCGCCUCAAGAGCAUUGCUUCCGGCCGCUCCUCCGUUUCUGAUCCCGGUGGCGAUUCCAGCAUAAAGAGGAUGAAGGUUGACAAAGAAGUAGAUCGGAAGGUAACUGGUGAAUCACAAUCCUUUGAGAGAUGUGCUUCUGGUGUAGAGCGAUCUGUGGCAUCCACAUCUAUGGGAACUGCUGCAAAAUCUGGUUAUGAUGAGCUUCCCCGAGAGAUGCAUCAAAUGAAAAUCUUAGAUGAUAAAGCUGAUAAUCAGGACGAUAAGGAUAUUGAAGCCACUGUUGUUAAUGGACAUGGAACAGAGACAGGUCAAAUAAUUGCCACUACGAUAGGUGGUCUAAAUGGGCAACCAAAACAGACAAUCUCAUACAUGGCGGAGCGUGUGGUCGGCACUGGUUCAUUUGGUGUCGUCUUUCAGGCCAAAUGCCUGGAAACUGGUGAAGCUGUUGCAAUAAAGAAGGUGUUGCAGGACAAAAGAUACAAGAAUAGAGAACUCCAGAUUAUGCGUUUACUAACCCAUCCCAAUGUUGUUCAAUUAAGGCGCUGUUUUUAUUCAACUAGUGAAAAAGAUGAAGUGUACCUUAAUCUUGUUUUAGAGUAUGUAUCUGAAACUGUCUACCGAGUCUCUAGGCACUAUGUCAGGAUGAACCAGCAUGUACCCUUAAUCUACAUACAACUGUAUACAUACCAGAUUUGCCGCGCUCUUAAUUACAUGCACAGUGUUGUUGGUGUAUGCCAUCGUGAUAUUAAACCACAAAAUCUAUUGGUUAACCCCCACACUCAUCAGCUAAAAAUAUGCGAUUUCGGCAGUGCAAAGGCGUUGGUGCCUGGUGAACCAAACAUAUCAUACAUUUGCUCACGGUAUUAUAGGGCUCCAGAACUGAUAUUUGGGGCUACGGAGUACACUACUGCAAUUGAUAUGUGGUCUGUUGGUUGUGUUUUGGCUGAGCUACUUCUAGGCCAGCCUCUGUUUCCAGGGGAAAGUGGGGUUGAUCAGCUGGUGGAAAUCAUUAAGAUACUGGGCACGCCAACCAGAGAGGAAAUUAAGUGCAUGAAUCCAAAUUACACGGAAUUCAAGUUUCCUCAGAUCAAAGCUCACCCAUGGCAUAAGAUAUUUCACAAGCGAAUACCAUCUGAAGCAGUGGAUCUUGUGUCGAGGCUGCUCCAGUAUUCACCAAAUCUGCGUUGCACUGCUUUGGAGGCGUGUGCACACCCUUUCUUCGAUGAUUUAAGGCAACCAAAUGCAAGCUUGCCAAACGGUCAACCCCUGCCUCCUUUGUUCAAUUUCACUCCUAAAGAGCUGGCUGCUGCAUCUCUGGAAUUGCGUCGACAACUUAUUCCUGAGCAUAUGAACAAAUAAACAUGCGAACGUCCCGUUCGUGUAAAGAGAACUUGUAGUAGUUGUGCAUGGGAUUUUUGUGAUAAGUUGUCGGCCCAAGGCAUGCCCUAUGUCAGGUAGUUCAUGAGGCUAAAUUCUUUGGACUUCCAAGCUAAGUUAUUAUGAAAUUAGGUGCCUAACACAGUUUAGAGGGUUGUGGGAUAUGCUCUAAGGUAGUCUUUGAUGGAGAAAUAUGUUACGGAAUUGUGAGGCGUGUCGAGUGGAGCAGCGUGGCUACAAGGUUUCCAAUAUUGCUGUUAAAAAAACAAAAUCUACUAUUGUAGAUGAGUUGUUCUUUUCUUACUUUUGCUUAUUUUCUUUGUCGUCGUAGUUACAUCCAGGGUUGUGCACAUUCCAUGCACGCAAUGGAUACUAACAAAAAAAGAAAAGAAAAAGAGUUGUAUUAUAUGGGUAUUGAUGCCCUUCAACGUACGCUCAGGUAUUCUUUUUUGGGGUAUUUCAUAGUAAUUUAAAUUUCCAUUUGAUUUUGGGCCUGUUUCCAAUUUUCUUUUUGCUUUACUGUGGUGUAAAGAAAGUAUUGCAAUUUCAGAACACAAUCUCUAAUGUUAUUUCACUUGUUACUGUGGC